Messenger RNA from Penaeus chinensis, 2964 nucleotides. RefSeq lists its product as uncharacterized. Gene Ontology annotation, molecular function: GTP binding; GTPase activity. The coding region runs from base 946 to 2532 and encodes 528 amino acids. The record is from RefSeq and is a predicted model, not a curated record. The transcript has 4 exons. NCBI's taxonomy places the organism in Eukaryota, Metazoa, Arthropoda, Malacostraca, Decapoda, Penaeidae.
CACACCCUCACUCUCCCCGCGGAUUCCGCCCCUGUUUAGCGAGAGAGAGUGAGAGAGAGAGAGAGAGGGCGAGAGGGAGAAGCGGUGUUUGUGCGAGCGAGAAAAUUCUUCACAAACAUAAGCCCCAAAUUUCUGUGAUAUUUAUAUUUAAACAUUUUUCUUCAAGCGAGAGAAAAUUCUUCAGAAACAUAAGAACAAAACUGUGUGAUAUAUUUUUUUUUUCAAGUGAGAAAAUUCUUCACAAACGUUAGAACAAAAUUUGUGUGAUAUUAUUUUUUACACUUUUCACUUAUUCUCACUCUGAACGUAAAUGAAAGCAAAUUUUGUGAUUUUACAUUGUUAUUCUCCAGUGGUGUCGGUGAUUUUAACUCGAACUUUAUCCCUGUAAUGAAAAAGGAAACUCCAGUGGUCGUUAGUUACAAAGGACAAAAUAAAUCUCUAGCGAGUGUCACUGUUAUCGAAUAAUACAGUUGAAAGAAAGCAAAAGUGAAAAAAAAGAAGAGAGAGAAACGAAAAAGAUAAAUGAAACCUGUGAGAGAAAGAAAAAUAAAGGAAAAUAAAUGAAUAAAGGAAAAAGUUACCCCCGUUUUCUAUAAAGAUUAAAGAGAAAACACAAACACUCGAACAACAACAACAACAACAACAACAACAACAGGAUAAGGAGUUGAAACACUAACUUGCGAUUUACAGAACCACACGUGUUGGCGACUGAGCGAAUUUAUUGUUCAUUAACAGGCCGAGGAACGCGAAAGAACGCGAAAGAACAGAAGAGAGGCAGAGACAACAGAGAACAUUGGCAGCUAACCAGUGCGUGAAAAGUUCGAAGCAGGAGCGCCGCCGCGGCAGGAACCCGAGGGAGAGCCCGGCGCUGCUGACACCCGCCGGCGGACGAUGCCGGCGACGCCCCCGGCCGGCCGCGGGGGCAGUUAGGACGCGCCGCCCGCCAUGAUGACGGAGACGGAGCUGGUGGUCCCCCGCGCCCCGGAAACCUCGAAUGUCCGGCCCGAUGCCUCCUCGACGCCUGCACAGAAGGUCGCCGCCCAUCCCAGCGCCCUGCCUCGCCCGCGCCUUCUCGCCCGCGCCCCGCCCGGACACCGCCCUCAGAGCCACUCGUAUCCCGGGACUUGCAAUUUCUACCAGGACAUAGCCGGAGCGCCGCGGGUGUGUGUGAUGGACCCCGAGGGCGUCCCGAAGGAAGAUACUCGUGCGGGAGACUUCGUGGGGCUCCGUUUCCCCGCCGGAAGCCUCGGCCAGGCCCCGAGGGACAGCGACUGCGUGCUGUCCUACGUGCACACGAACGGCAGCAUCGCGUACCCUCAGCACAAGCACAGUUGUGACACGAUGAACCCAAACGUUCGCAUAAACAUCGACGACGGCGACGCCUUCCCGCCGGGCCCCCUGAGGAGCAGCGACAGCUGGGACUCCUUCAGCACGAGCCCCGGCAGCAGCGAGAACGGCGACUCCGUGUCGAGCGGCAGCCGCGGCGAGGAAUUCUCGGAGGACUCGGAAGGCGACGGCUUCGUGGACUGCGGCCACGACAACUUCCCCUUCUGCCAGUGCCUCAACGAGAAGGCGGGGGGGCCGCCGGGGCUGCAGUGCGACCACGAGGAGUUCCCCUUCUGCGACUGCCUCGCCCGCGCCGCCGAGAUGAAGCACAAGAAGACGCUGGGCUACCGCCCCCCGCGCGGCGAAGGGCGCCGGCGCCGAGGCUACAUCGGGCCGUCCUUGAGCGCCUUUAGGGACGCCGGCCUCGAAGUCUUCGACGAGACGGAGGAGUCCGACUUCCAGGAGUCCGAGACGGAGACGGGCACGCCACAGGGACGGCACUCCGACGGCGAGACCGACACCGAGGGCGCAGGGGCGGAGUCCGAGGUCGAAGGAGCCGUAGGAUACAAUGGGAAGGAGUCGGACGAGGUCGCUGGGUCGGUCGGUCUCCUCGCGCCGCCCGGGCAGCCGCUGAGACGCGCGUCCAUCGUCACGUGCGACAGCAGAAGGGCCUCCAUCGUGACGAGUCCGGACCCCGUCAAAAUCGCCGUGUUCGGGACCGACGGCGUCGGCAAGUCGGCUCUGAUCGUACGACUCCUGACCGGCCGCUUCAUCGGAGAGUACGACCCCACCAUGGAGGCCGUCUACAGCUACCAGUUCCCACUUGAGGGGUACGACCUGCCGCUCCAGGUCAUGGAUACGGCGGGUCAUGUGGACGUGGUGGAGGCGGGUCGCGAGGCGCAGGUCUCGUGGGGCGAAGGCUUCAUGCUUGUGUUCUCCCUGACGUCGCACUCGUCCUUCGCCGCCCUCAGCCGCCUCCGCCGGGUCAUCCUCGAGCUGACCCCGGGAGCGCCUCGGCCGAUGGUCCUCGUGGGCAACAAGGCCGACCUGAGCCACGCCCGCGAGGUCAACCCUGACGAGAUCCGCGACCUGGUCGACUGUUGGGGCUGCGACUACUUCGAGGUGGCGGCGCCCGAGCCGUGGGACGUGGUGGUGCGGCCCUUCACGGCGCUCUAUCAGGCCGUGCUCGAGAGCCGGGGGACCUAAGAGUGCGUCGGGAGCCCUCAGGUCCUCGCAAGGGCGUCGAGGAACUGAUCCGCAGUUCAAGGGCCACAACAUAAGGCAGCUGGGCGUCCGCGGCUCGCCGGAAGAGAGAAAAGACUCUUUCUCGAACUCUUGAAGGAUUAUUUUGAAAAUGAUACGGCGGGGACGCGAACCGCUGCCAAGGACGGUGAUUGGAAAGUUACAGAUGAAUUUGACGGUGAUCGGAUGUGAAGUGCCAUUGGUGGUUGUGUUACGAAACUAUUGGUCUCGAUAUUUCAUUUACACACGGAACAGUAACUUCGAUUUCUUCCAUCUAACAAGCUGGGUGAUACAACGCUGAUCCAGAGUUCUGCUCCUAUCGGUUCUCAUCCCACUUGACUGUCCCUUCGUCUUCUGUUGAUAUCACUGCACUUUUGUAAUCAUUCAGUUUAGAGU